AUGAUUGUUCCAGUUAGAUGUUUUUCCUGCGGAAAGGUGGUCGGUGACAAAUGGGAAGCCUACUUGAACAUGCUUCAAGAGGAUGAGCUUGACGAAGGAACGGCACUUACAAAGUUGGGGCUGAAGAGAUACUGCUGCAGACGUAUGAUAUUGACUCAUGUGGAUUUAAUCGAGAAAUUUUUGAGAUACAAUCCAUUAGAAAAACGCGAUUAG
Molecule: messenger RNA, 213 nt
Organism: Lachancea dasiensis
Lineage: Eukaryota; Fungi; Ascomycota; Saccharomycetes; Saccharomycetales; Saccharomycetaceae
Source: the annotation of a GenBank genome assembly